This is a messenger RNA of Myotis myotis, 2841 nucleotides long. It is a transcript of the gene FLCN, whose product is annotated as folliculin. Gene Ontology annotation, molecular function: GTPase activator activity. Lineage: Eukaryota; Metazoa; Chordata; Mammalia; Chiroptera; Vespertilionidae. Bases 162 to 1778 code for a protein of 538 amino acids. The record is from RefSeq and is a predicted model, not a curated record. The transcript has 11 exons. Gene Ontology annotation, biological process: negative regulation of transcription by RNA polymerase II; positive regulation of GTPase activity; positive regulation of transforming growth factor beta receptor signaling pathway. Gene Ontology annotation, cellular component: cytosol.
CGGGCGGUGCUCCCCGCCGGCUGAGUCCGGCUCGCGGCGGUGACCGUGCGGACUGAGGCCCGAGCGUGGGUGGGGCCCUCGGCGGAGGCGUGAAGUGCGCCCGGCGCGGGACAGCCGGGAGGGGACGAGCGGACCGCAGGCCGUGCUGUCUCCAGGGCACCAUGAACGCCAUCGUCGCCCUCUGCCACUUCUGUGAGCUCCACGGCCCCCGCACUCUCUUUUGCACGGAGGUUCUGCAUGCCCCUCUUCCGAAGGGGGCUGGGGACAGCCCUGGCCAGGGGGAGCAGGCCGAGGAGGAGGAGGGUGGCAUCCAGAUGAGCAGUGGCAUCUGCACGCACAGCCCAGCGGAAGGGGCCAGCACGGAGUCCAGCAGCCCAGGACCCAAGAAGUCGGACAUGUGUGAGGGCUGCCGGUCACUUGCUGUGGGGCAUCCCGGGUACCUGAGCCACGAUAAAGAGACUUCAAUUAAAUAUGUCAGCCAUCAGCACCCCAGCCACCCCCAGCUCUUCAGCAUUGUCCGCCAGGCCUGCGUGCGCAGCCUGAGCUGUGAGGUCUGCCCUGGCCGCGAAGGCCCUAUCUUCUUCGGGGACGAGCAGCAUGGGUUUGUGUUCAGCCACACCUUCUUCAUCAAAGACAGCCUGGCCCGCGGCUUCCAGCGCUGGUACAGCAUCAUCACCAUCAUGAUGGACCGCAUCUACCUCAUCAACUCCUGGCCCUUCCUGCUCGGGAAGAUCCGCGGGAUCAUCGAUGAGCUCCAGGGCAAGGCGCUCAAGGUGUUUGAGGCAGAGCAGUUCGGGUGCCCACAGCGCGCCCAGAGGAUGAACACAGCCUUCACCCCGUUCCUGCACCAGAGGAACGGCAACGCCGCCCGGUCGCUCACCUCCUUGACCAGCGAUGACAACCUCUGGGCGUGCCUGCACACCUCCUUCGCGUGGCUCCUGAAGGCGUGCGGCAGCCGGCUGACGGAGAAGCUCCUGGAGGGCGCGCCCACCGAGGACACCUUGGUCCAGAUGGAGAAGCUCGCGGAUUUAGAAGAGGAAUCAGAAAGCUGGGACAACUCGGAGGCUGAAGAGGAAAAAGCCUCUGUCUUGCCAGAGGGUGCGGAGGGGCGGGAGCUGACCAAAUGUCCCACAGGUUCCUCCUCGCUCUCAGACUGUGAGAGCUGGCAGCCCCGAAAGCUGUCCGUCUUUCAGUCCCUUCGGCACAUGAGACAGACCAUGCUGCCCGUGGGCUGUGUGCGUGUCAUCCCUUACAGCAGCCAGUACGAGGAGGCCUACCGCUGCAACUUCCUGGGGCUCAGCCCCCACGUGCAGAUCCCCACCCACGUGCUCUCCUCAGAAUUUGCUGUCGUAGUGGAGGUCCACACAGCCGCUCCCUCCAGCCUCCCCCCGGCUGGGUGUGAGGACGACCAGUCUCUGAGCAAGUACGAGUUCGUGGUGACCAGUGGGAGUGCUGUGGCUGCAGACCGAGUGGGCCCGACCAUUCUGAAUAAGAUGGAAGCUGCUCUAACCAACCAGAAUCUAUCUGUGGAUGUGGUUGACCAGUGCCUCAUCUGCCUCAAAGAAGAAUGGAUGAACAAAGUGAAGGUCCUUUUCAAAUUCACCAAGGUGGACAGUCGGCCCAAAGAGGACACACAGAAGCUCCUGAGUAUCCUCGGAGCAUCUGAGGAGGACAAUGUCAAACUGCUCAAGUUCUGGAUGACAGGCCUGAGCAAAACCUACAAGUCCCACCUCAUGUCCACGGUCCGGAGCCCCCCGGCCACAGAGCCUCGUAAUUGACCCACCAUGGAAGUCAGUGUGGGAUGCCUUCUGGGAAGUGGUGAUGGCCAUCUUUGCCAUUGCACUCAGAGAUUGGGUGUCUGGUGGCCGUCAUAGGCUGUCCGAUCCUGCACUGCUGGCACAGAGCUGUGUCCUAGCAGGGCAUGCAAACUGUUGGGGCUGAACUAUGCCUGUGUGUGGGAUUUGGGUGUGGUGAGUUCUUGGGAUCAUCCCACCAGCUGUUUCCAUUGCUCCAGCCUGAAGAGGACCGUGGGAGACUUGUGACAAGGACAGGCCCCUGCACCAGUGCACCCCUGUGAGAGAAGACGAAGGAAACUGUGUCUCCUGUUGCUCAUGGACUUAGAUCUCAACUUUUAUAGGGAAGACACGUUAGGCCAGUCCUGACCUGGGUAUUUUAGCCACAAUAUCAUAACUUUCUCUUGAGGUUAACAUUCAAAACUUUCUGUUUUGAAAUGCAGCAAGAGUUCUCCAGGUAUUAAAUGCACACAUGUAGUAUCGCUACAGUUGUGGAUUUUCAAGACAGGGGCUGAUCCUUAGUCAUUUUUAGUAACCUGGUUUUGAGUUAGGGCUCUGGGACAGGCUUUUAGAGUAAAGAGGAGAUAUUCCUCAUCGGUGGGUCGUUGGGAACUCAUGUUCUGAAGUCAUGUGACUACCAAGUCUUCUGGCCAUGCUGUCCUGGUAUUGCUUUGAAAUUACCCUGUAGUUUGAGGUCAAGCCCCUGAUCUUUGUUACACAAAGACGACACUUUGCCGAAAUGUUCCUGGAGCCGUUUGACUUGCCCAGCUCGCUGUGUACUCUUCCACGUCACUUUGUUUUUAUUGCUUCUUUACACACUCACAUUUGGCUACAGUUAAUCUUCAGAGCAUGGUGACUUAAGGUAAGAUCAUCUCAUCCUCUCUGCAUUUUUAUAAGGGUUCAUGGUUUGGAGGGAUUUUCCAGCAGUUUUGCUGAUUUGUUUAGUUUUUGUUUGUUUAUAUUUAACAUGAAGACUAAGUAUAUGACUAGGUAUCUGUAUUAUGUAAGAACAUUGAAACAAUAAAUAUGUAUUUUUAUAACAUAUUGA